AUGUUUUUUCUCUACUCGCAGCGAAUCCAUGAAGAUGAAGAACAAGAAACGACCAAAGGCAAAAAAAAAACGCCAGUGAAAUCAUCGAACAAAGGUCAAGAGCCAACAGCUGAAAAAGAUGAUGUGGAAGAUGAUUCGCGAGAGGCUGAUGAAGAAGACGAAGAAGAAGAUUCAAGACCAUCAGCGGGAGCCCCUGGAACAAAAUCGAAACGAAAUGGAAAACCAUCGUCCACAGUAGCAGCAAGCGGUGAUGCGGCAGCCACAGGUGCUGAUGAAGAGUAUGACGAAGACGAUGAUGAAGGAGAAGAAGAUGAAGAAUACAAAGACGAUAGUCCAGAUGAAGGAGAAGAAAGCGAUGAUGAUGACGGUGCUGUCGGUGGUGCGGACGUGGAUGAUGAUUCAAAAGGUGUCGGCGAGGAAGAAGAUGAUGACGAAGAGGAAGCAUAA
Molecule: messenger RNA, 447 nt
Organism: Didymodactylos carnosus
Lineage: Eukaryota; Metazoa; Rotifera; Eurotatoria; Philodinida; Philodinidae
Source: the annotation of a GenBank genome assembly